Messenger RNA from Budorcas taxicolor (takin), 4113 nucleotides. RefSeq names its product G protein-coupled receptor associated sorting protein 1 (gene GPRASP1). The record is from RefSeq and is a predicted model, not a curated record. Lineage: Eukaryota; Metazoa; Chordata; Mammalia; Artiodactyla; Bovidae.
AUGACUGGGGCUGAGAUUGACACUGUCCAGGCCAAGCCUGAAAAGAAGCCUGGCAAAGAGGUUGCUGGUGGGGCUGAAAGAGAGAAUGAAGUCCCAAUGGUGGUCAGACCAAAGGUUAGGACCCAGGGCCAGGUAAUGCUUGGAGCAAGGCCCCAAACUGAGACCGUGGCAGUGACUGAGACACAUCCUAAGAGUGAGGCCAAGGCAAUCACUGUAGAAAUGCCCAUGAAUGAAACCUAUUCAUGGGCCAAGACUGAGUUUGAUGCUGAGGUCCUACUGAAGACAGAAGGAGUGUCCCAGAACAAUGCUAUAGCCUGGCCGCUGAUCAGUACUGAGUCUGGGUCAGUUGCAAAACCUAAGACCUCAUCUAUGGUUAGGGAACUGGCCAGUAUGGAUGCUGAGUCCUUUCCUGGCACUAAGGUCAAGUCCCAGUCAGGAAUCCAGCAUUUGCUUGUGUCAGAGGAGGAGACCAGUAUGGGGUCUUGGUGCCAUCCCAGGCCUACAUCUAAAAAAGAGACUUUUCACAAUUGUGAUUUCACAUGGGUGGAUAGAUCCUUUAUGAACUCCUGGUUCUGCAGUAGAGAAGAGGUCAGUACAAGGCUUCAUCCUAGAGACAAGGUAAAAGCCAGUACUAGGUCUAGGCACAUGGCCAAAGAAGAGGCUAUGUCUAGGCCCCAAACCAGUUGGGAACUCUAUGUUGCCUCCAGUUCUGGUUCUGAAGAUGAAUCUAUCAAGAAAUCCUGGUUCUGGAUCAGAGAAAAGACCAGUAUCCAGUCUGGGCCUAGGGAAGAGACCAAUAGUAGCUCCUGGUUUGGGUCUAAGAAAGAAGUCUCUGAAUCCAGUUCUGGGUCUGAAUGUGAAGACAAUGUCAAAUCCUGGUUUUGGGCUGGAGAGGAGGGUAGGUACAAACCCAGAGCCAGGAAGGGGGCCAAUGUCAGCACCAGGCACAGGGCCAAGCAAGAAACUUCCAUUGAUUUCAUGUCUGAGUCUAUGGAUGUAGUCAAAAAAGAGCCCUGGUUCCUGCCCGGAGAGAAGACUAAACUUGGCAAGCCCAAGUCCAAGAAAGAGGUCAGGGCCAGAGCAGUGGUAAAGGAAGAAGCCAAAAUCAAGGCCAGAGCCAGGGCCAAGCCAGAAGCCAGGCUGGAGGAAGAGUUCCUCACCGGGGCCUGGUUCUGGGCUGUGGGAGACUGCAGCAUAGUUGGUGGGGCCACUGUCAAGUCUGGCUCUCAAGUAGAGGAUGAGCCCAUUGUUGGCAGUUGGUUCUGGACUGAAGAAGAAACCAGUGGUACAUUCAGACCACAGACUGAGCAGGAGCCUAUUGGCAGUUCCGUGCUUGGAACUGGGGAAAAGACCAAUGUGGAAACUGAGGCUGAUGCCACUUCCAAAUCAGUGCCAACAGAUGACAAAGAAAAGGUCAUCGCCAGUUUUUGCUGGGCUAAUGAAGAAACCAGCCCAGAGGCUGAAGAAGAGACCAUUUUGGGGUCUUGGUUUUGGGUCAGUGAUGCGGCCAGUGUGGAAGCUGGGCUUGGGGCCAACUGUGGGUCCAGGCCAAAGUCUGAGGAAGAAGAGGUCAUUGGCCCCUGGUUUGGGGCUGGAGAAGAAAUCAGUACAGUGGCUGAGUUCAGAGAAGAGGCCAGGCCAGGAGCUGAGACAAUAUUUUGGCCCUGGUUUUGGGCUGGAAAUCAGGCCCACAUGGAUUCAGGGGCUGAAGUCUACUGUGAUACUAUGCCAGGGACUGAGGAGGAGGAACCCAUUAUUGGGUCAUGGUUCUGGCCUGGAGUAGAAGCUUGUGGGAGGGCUGAAGUGAAUAAUAAGUCUAGCCUGGAGGACAAGGAAAAGAGUAUUACAUCGUCUUGGUUUGGGACCACUGAAGAGAUCCGUAUGAAGAAUGCUGCUGGUGCCCAGUGUCAAUUUAUGACAGCUGCUGAAGAGAUUAACAGUGAGUCUGGUUUCUUAUCAGGAGAAGGUCCCUGUAUGUUUCCUACCAAUGAAGGUAGCUGGAAGUCUAGGCCAGAGGACGAACAGGACACUGUUAAUUCAUGGUUCUGUUCCAUAAGAUAUACAGGGCCAGAGACCGUUGUAGGUCCCUCGUUAUGGGCUGUGGAAGAAAGUAGUACAGAUGAUAGGGCUGAAGGAGAAGCCAAGCCACCUACCAAAGAGGAGACCAUGAUCACAUCCUGGUUCUGGAAAGGGGAUGAAGCCAUUAUAGAGGCUGCAGACAAAGAAGAAUCCAGGCUGGAUAUUGAAGAGGAAGAUAUUAUUGGUUCUUGGUUCUGGGCUAGGGAGGAAGACAGGCUAAAGACAGAAGUGGAGGCUAGAGAAGAGGACAGGCUGGCAGCUGAAGAAGAACUUUUUGAUGGGUCUUGGUUCUGAGCCAGGGAAGAGGCCAUUAGGAAUGAGGCUAACAUUUGCAGCAAAUACAGUCCAAAAGCCAGAGAGGAGGAAGUCAUUGUUGAGUCCUGGUUCUGGGCUGAAGAAGAGACCAGUCUGGAGGCAGGGGCUAGUUUUGAGUCCAAGCAUGGAGCUGAAAAGGAGGAAAUCAUUGUUGGGUCCUGGUUCUGGGCUGAAGAAGAGAGUAUAGACAUUAGACCUCAGGCAGUAGAAGAGACCACAUCAGGGUCUGGAGAGGAAACCAUUUUUGAAUCCUGGUUCUGGGAUGCAAAAGAAGUCAAUGUAGAAGCCAAAACAUGCUGUGCGUCUAAGCCAGAGAUUGAUAAAGAGAUGAUUGUUGAGUCACGGUCCUUGUCUGGAGAGAAGGACAUUAAUGAGACUGAAACUGGGGCCACCUCUGAGUCUAGGCCAGAAAAUGAGGAAGGGGCAGUUGUUGGGUCCUGGUUUAUGGCUAAAAAUGAGGACAAUAACAGGACUAGUGAUGGAACCAACUGUGAGACCAGGACAAUAGCUGAGGAGGAUGAGGCCAUUGUGGGGUCCUGGUUUUGGGCACGAGAUGAGACCCAUUUUGAAUCAGAUCCUAGCCCUGUGUACAGGGCCAUUUGCAGGUCCAGCUGUUCAGUUGAGCAGGAGCCUGAUGCUUCACACAGGCCCCAGAGCUGGGAGGAGGUUACUGUUCAGUUCAAGCUUGUCCCGUGGGGUAUGGUUGGCUUCCCAUCCCCAAACCCCUUUAGAUUUUCAAAAGAAGCAGCAUUUCUAUUCUCUGAAAUGUUUGGAGGAAAGCCAAAGCACAUAGAAUUGAGCCUAGAAGGGGAAGACCAGGAAUCUUUGCUUCAGUCUAAUCAACCUGACCCCGAGCUCCCAUUUCAGUAUGAUCCAUUCUACUGGUCAGUCGUGCAAAUUCGGGAGCAUCUUAGGACCAGGGAGAGUACAGAGCCUGAGAGUUGCUCCUGCAGCUGCAUACAGUGUGAGCUUAAAAUUGGUCCUGAAGAGUAUGAAGAAGAACUCCUAUUAAUGGACAAAAUUCGAGAUCCUUUUAUUCAUAAAAUACCUAAAAUUGCAAUGGGUAUGAGAACUACUUCUCAAUAUACUCAUGAUUUCAUUCGCAAUUCAGGUGUUGUCUCACUUAUUGAAACCUUGCUCAAUUAUCCCUCCUCCCGAGUUAGGACAAGGUUUUUAGAGAAUAUGAUUUACAUGGCUCCACCUUACCCAAAUCUGAACAUAAUUCAGACAUAUGUAUGUCAAGUAUGUGAGGAAACUCUUGCUUACAGCUUGGAUUCCCCUGAGCAGUUAUCUGGAGUAAAGAUGGUUAGAUACCUCACUAGAGCCACUGACUAUCACACACUGGUUGCCAGGUAUAUAUCUGGGUUUCUCUUGUUAUUAGCCACAGGCAAUACUGAAACAAGGUUUCAUGUUUUGAAAAUGCUGUUGAAUUUGUCUGAAAAUCCCGUGAUGACAAAAGUGCUACUCAAUGCUGAAGCAGUGUCAGAAUUUAUGGGCCUUUUUAGCAGGAAAGAGGCAAAUGAUAAUAUUCAAGUUUUUCUAGCAAUGCUUGAUAAUAUUGGUAACAAUAUUAAAAAAGAGGUGUUGUUCACUGAUAAUUUCAGUCUUGAGCCACUUACUUCUGCAUUCCAUGAAGUUGAGAAAUUUGCUAAGGAACUGCCAGGCAAAAUAGAUCAUAAAAAGGACCCCGAGGCAGACCAAAAAAAUGAGUAUGAUUAG